GUUGGCGGAGGAGCGCGCGACCGCGAGCAAAGGAGGGAGGGAAGGAAGGAAGAGAGGGAGGCAGGCAGGCAGGCGGGCGCGGGGCUCGGGGACUGAGGCGGUAGAGGGAAGCGAGAGCCCGGCAGCCGCUUCGCGCUGUGUUUGCUGCGCGGGCUUUUGGAGGGGCGGCCGUGGAGUCGGCCGAGGAGAAGCGGACACCGGCGGCGUUGGUGCUGGCGCCUGGGGGCGGGGGACUGGGGAGGCGAGAAGGGGGGUCGCUGCGGUGCUUCUCUCGCUGUCGCGCUCUCCUUGCCUUUCUCCCGGCUCGGUGGGCUCCUCCCGGCGUCUUCCUUGCCUCCGGGGCCCCGAUCCCCGCCCCCCGCGGUAUGUCUUGAUCCCGAGCAGCGGGUUUCAUGGGGCUCCUCAGGAUUAUGAUGCCGCCCAAGUUGCAGCUGCUGGCGGUGGUGGCCUUCGCAGUGGCAAUGCUCUUCUUGGAGAACCAGAUCCAGAAACUGGAGGAGUCCCGGUCGAAGCUAGAAAGGGCUAUUGCAAGACAUGAAGUUCGAGAGAUUGAGCAGCGACAUACGAUGGAUGGCCCUCGGCAAGAUGCAGCUUUAGAUGAGGAAGAAGACAUAGUGAUCAUUUACAACAGAGUCCCCAAAACUGCAAGCACCUCUUUUACCAAUAUUGCCUAUGACCUAUGUGCAAAGAAUAAAUACCAUGUUCUUCACAUCAACACUACCAAAAAUAAUCCAGUAAUGUCACUGCAAGAUCAGGUGCGCUUUGUAAAGAAUAUAACUUCCUGGAAAGAGAUGAAACCAGGGUUUUAUCAUGGGCACGUUUCUUAUUUGGAUUUUGCAAAAUUUGGUGUGAAGAAGAAGCCAAUUUACAUUAAUGUCAUAAGGGAUCCUAUUGAGAGGCUGGUUUCUUACUAUUACUUUCUGAGAUUUGGAGAUGAUUAUAGACCAGGGUUAAGAAGACGAAAACAAGGGGACAAAAAGACCUUUGAUGAAUGUGUAGCUGAGGGCGGCUCAGACUGUGCUCCAGAGAAGCUCUGGCUUCAAAUCCCAUUCUUCUGCGGCCACAGCUCGGAAUGCUGGAAUGUAGGAAGCAGGUGGGCUAUGGAUCAAGCCAAAUAUAACCUAGUUAAUGAGUACUUUCUGGUGGGAGUUACUGAAGAGCUUGAAGAUUUUAUCAUGUUAUUGGAGGCAGCUUUGCCCCGGUUCUUCAGGGGUGCUACAGAUCUCUAUCGUACAGUAGGAAAGAAAUCUCAUCUUAGGAAAACCACAGAGAAGAAACUCCCUACUAAACAAACCAUUGCAAAACUACAGCAAUCUGACAUUUGGAAAAUGGAGAAUGAAUUCUAUGAGUUUGCCCUAGAGCAGUUCCAAUUCAUCAGAGCCCAUGCUGUACGAGAAAAAGAUGGAGACCUCUACAUCCUUGCACAGAACUUUUUCUAUGAAAAGAUUUACCCUAAAUCGAACUGAGUACAAGGUGUGGCAGUUAGAUUCUUGAACUACAACUUUGACCCUGUCUUCACCUUAGUUCUCAGCUCCACAACUUGGAUUGCUGAUGGGUGUAUAAGAUAAUUUGUAUUGAACUGAGUUAGGAUACAGACAGUGACGUCAAGGAAGUAGAUUCUGGCUGAUAUGUCAGUGGUCUAGGAAGUUUAAGUUUCAGCCUUUUUUUUUUUUUUCCUGGUUAAAUAUUGGUGGGAGUUAUAACCUCCUGCCUGG
This is a messenger RNA of Balaenoptera musculus (blue whale), 1715 nucleotides long. It is a transcript of the gene HS2ST1, whose product is annotated as heparan sulfate 2-O-sulfotransferase 1. The transcript is spliced from 7 exons. NCBI's taxonomy places the organism in Eukaryota, Metazoa, Chordata, Mammalia, Artiodactyla, Balaenopteridae. Gene Ontology annotation, cellular component: membrane. Gene Ontology annotation, molecular function: heparan sulfate 2-sulfotransferase activity. Bases 393 to 1466 code for a protein of 357 amino acids. The record is from RefSeq and is a predicted model, not a curated record.